CCUUAGCAACGCGUAGUUGAACCCGGAAGUACUUAUGACGCUUCGGCUAACCGGCUAAAGUGACAAGUGACAGCCAAGUCUGUCCUGUUUGAAGCUUUAGCUUUAGCUGCCCUUCUUGUAUGUUAAGGACAUGCCGAUUAAUUUGUCUUUAUUUCACGGUCGUGUCGCCAAUGGGGGACGAGUAUAAUCAUGCUUCCCACACAAUCACGUGAAAGGUCAUAGGUGAUGGUAAGUGAUGCAGGGGCUAUGGAAAGUCUACUGAUGAAGACUGAUGAAGAGCAGCAAACCUCUUUUUUCCAAGACAGUUUGUGGCACAAUAACCAGGAAUCAACCCAGAACAAAAAGCUAGCUGUUGGUGGAUUUGUUUUAGUGCAUGCAGGUGCAGGAUACCAUUCGGAAUCAAAGGCCAAGGAGUACAAACAUGUAUGCAAAAGAGCUUGCCAACAAGCUGUGGACCAACUCAAAGCAGGGGCACUUGCAGUUGAAGCAGUGGCUGCAGCACUGGUUGAGCUUGAGGACUCCCCUUUUACAAAUGCUGGCAUGGGCUCCAACCUUAAUUUGUCAGGGGAAAUCGAAUGUGAUGCCAGUAUCAUGGAUGGUAAAUCACUGCAUUAUGGGGCUGUAGGUGCUAUUAGUGGUAUCAAGAACCCCAUCACUGUUGCAAAUCGACUGCUGAGUGAAGCACAAAAAGGGAAACUAUCAGCAGGCAGAAUACCCCCCUGCUUUUUAGUGGGACGGGGUGCACAUGACUGGGCCGUUAGCCACGGUGUCCCACCCUGCCCCUCAGAGAAAAUGGCCACAAAGUUCAGUUUAUCUGCCUACAAGCGGAACAAAAGAAAGAUGGAGGUGGCUGAGAAAAUGGACAUGGGGCAUAAUCAAACAAAGAAGAGACGACAAUCAAGUGGAAACGAAAACGGUCCUGGGUGCCUUGACACUGUUGGAGCUAUUGUGGUUGACAUGCAAGGUAACGUAGCUGCAGCUGUGUCCAGUGGAGGUCUGGCCAUGAAACAUCCAGGCAGGGUUGGCCAGGCUGCUCAUUAUGGAUGUGGCUGUUGGGCUGAAAAUGCAUGUAACAUGAACCCUUACUCUACAGCAGUGAGUACCUCAGGCUGCGGUGAGCAUCUGAUACGCACCAUGCUGGCAAGGGAAUGCUCUUCCGCCAUGCAGUCAGAAGAUGCCCACCAAGCAUUGCUGGAAGCUAUGCAAAACAACUUCAUCAGCUCACCCUUUCUGGCAAGUGAAGAUCGAGUUUUGGGCGGAGUAAUUGUCUUGCGGUGCUGCAGAUGUGCGGAACCUCAGCCAUCUCCAAAUAUUCAGGGUACAUUAGUGGAGUUUCUUUGGAGUCACACUACCGAAAGCAUGUGCGUUGGCUACAUGUCCGCUCAAGAUAGCAAAGCAAAGACGCACAUAUCCAGAUUACCACCCGGGACAGUUCCUGGUCAGUCCUUGGCCAUCGAGGGAGGUGUUUGUCGCCUGACGAGUACGAGGGAUUGAUUCACAUUUCUUUUUUCGUCUUCUAAAGCAAUAUGCUAAACACAACAAGCUUGCGUGUUUGUGCACUUGCAGGACCUGCGCCUGGAUUAUACUUGAUACACCGUUGCCUUGAUGCACCACUUUUCUCUUUUCCACAUUUGCUUUCUUCCUUUUUAGUGUAGAUAAGCUAUAACUACGAGGUCAACAGGGUGAGUUGUUUUGUAUUGCUGCAACGGUGGAGCUAUAUCUCAGCCAAAAUGGAUGUCAAUGCAAAUUGAAGUUUGAAGUGCUUUUUAAGUAUAAAAUAUGGCAUUAUGCACAUGUUUGUAGGAUGGCAUUUACUGCGUAUCUUGAGUGUAGGCUACUGGUGUUACUCGGUCUGUGUAGUCCUGUAUACAUAUAAUCUCAUGAUAUACAAUGAAUAAUCACAUGCUUCUUAGAUAAUGAGCCUUUUACAACUACAAAAUAACUAAAUAGUAUCUACAUAGCACUGCAUGCUACGAAGCCAAUACUAUAUAGCACUCAGGUAGCGGUUCAUAUAUCUACCACGAAGAAUGACUGUUGGCAAACCAUAUAUAAUAAUGCAUAUGUAUAUAGUCACCUAAGAGUGAUGUGUAUUUUGCGGUUCUGAGAGAAAGGGGUAAUCUAAACUUAAAAUUAUGCCUUUUAAAGCCAAUGAGACUUGAAAAUAGCUUAUCUUUUUCCUGACAUUGCAGCAUAAAACCACAUACAAAUACAGAAAAUAAUGUUCACAACUCUCUACAGUGCUCGAUAAGUGAAUAAAUGUUACUUAUGUUUAA
This is a messenger RNA of Doryrhamphus excisus (bluestripe pipefish), 2273 nucleotides long. It is a transcript of the gene tasp1, whose product is annotated as taspase, threonine aspartase, 1. Gene Ontology annotation, biological process: protein maturation. The record is from RefSeq and is a predicted model, not a curated record. Gene Ontology annotation, molecular function: threonine-type endopeptidase activity. Lineage: Eukaryota; Metazoa; Chordata; Actinopteri; Syngnathiformes; Syngnathidae. Gene Ontology annotation, cellular component: cytoplasm.